Daucus carota subsp. sativus is the source of this 504-nucleotide messenger RNA. Its product is annotated as zinc finger protein ZAT7-like. Gene Ontology annotation, biological process: response to chitin. NCBI's taxonomy places the organism in Eukaryota, Viridiplantae, Streptophyta, Magnoliopsida, Apiales, Apiaceae. The transcript has a single exon. The coding region runs from base 1 to 504 and encodes 167 amino acids. The record is from RefSeq and is a predicted model, not a curated record.
AUGAGGACGAAAUUCUCUAACACAGACGCAGUGGAGAGAUUCGCUAUGGCCAACUGCGCAAUGAUAGCAGAGAGUAGGAAGUCGUCGUCUCAGCCGGAAGAGAUCUUCAAGUGCAAGACAUGUAAACUUAGCUUCGCAACUUCCCAAUCCCUAGGCGGUCACUGCAGAGCGAGCCACUACAAGCGCCUUGAACUUGGUGGUGGCGAAACGGAAGCGGAGAAGAAGGGGCCCAAGCCCUACAAGUGCACUGUGUGCGGUGCUGAGUUUUGGAAUGGACAGGCUUUAGGUGGUCACAAGGGUAAGCAUCGUAAGCCCAAGAUUCAAGGCUUGCUUGGGAGUAAUGAGAGCCUUUGCAAUAAUGCUAGUACUGUUACUAGUAGUGCUGCUCCCUCUGAUGAUGUGAAGAUGGUCACUGCAGGUAAUUUCUUUGACAAAGGGAUGUUAGGUCUUGAUUUGAAUUUGAGUCCGGAGGAGAAUGAAAUGAAGGUUUUCGAGAUUAAUUAG